AAAUAGACUAUGAUCACAGAGGCUGAGUGACGUGGCCCUGGCUCCUUUAUAUACCAAACUCUGUCCUCUUGUCCUAACAGUCAAGUUAACCAGAGUCAACUCUAACAGUGCUGCUCCAGCUCAGCUCAGCUCACCUGCCACCACCAUUUCUCCAAAAGCGACAUCCUUCACACAGAGAGAGGAACGACUUGUCAAGAGGGUGCCAAUUAAAAAAAGCGGACGACCAGCUGCCUUUGCACGUUGUAAACCGGAUCAUUUAAUCCAUCACUGCCCUGACAUAAGUGGUUUCUUCGCAAGUGCAUCCGAAAAAUCUCCAGGCUGCUUUUUAAACUCCCCCAAGUUUGAACUUUCCUCCGCGAGAGCGCGCGUUGCCACCGAGCCGCUAAAGUUUUCUGCGCUGCCGAGCGCACAAUUCAACACCCAAGUGUCACCGAGGUAUAAAAGUGGACACGGAAAAAGUUACCAUGAUGAGCAAUAACUACGGUGAAGACCAGCUGCCCCCGCAGUACUACCAGGCCACCGACUUUGGGGAAGAGGAGGACGACGAGAUGCCAGCCACGGAGAAGGACCUGGCCGAGGACGCGCCAUGGAAGAAGAUCCAGCAGAACACCUUCACCAGGUGGUGCAACGAGCACCUCAAGUGCGUCAACAAGACCAUCACCGACCUGCAGAGGGAAUUUACUGACGGGCUCAAGCUCAUUUCGCUCCUGGAGGUUUUGAGCCAGAAGAAAAUGUACAGAAAGCACCACACCAGACCCAACUUCCGUCAGAUGAAACUGGAGAAUGUGUCUGUGGCACUGGAGUUCCUGGACAGAGAGCACAUCAAACUGGUCUCCAUAGAUAGCAAAGCCAUUGUUGAUGGGAAUCUAAAGCUGAUCCUGGGUCUUAUCUGGACUCUCAUCCUGCACUACUCUAUCUCCAUGCCCAUGUGGGAUGACGAGGAUGACGAGGAGACAAAGAAGCUGACCCCCAAACAGCGGCUGUUGGGCUGGAUUCAGAACAAGGUGCCCCAGCUGCCCAUCAACAACUUCAACCGUGACUGGCGAGAUGGCAAAGCGCUGGGAGCUCUGGUCGACAACUGUGCCCCUGGUUUGUGUCCUGACUGGGCAGAGUGGGACCCAAACCAGCCCGUGCAGAAUGCCAAAGAAGCCAUGCAACAGGCUGACGACUGGCUGGGUGUGCCUCAGGUGAUCGCUCCUGAGGAGAUCGUGGACCCAGAUGUGGAUGAGCAUUCAGUGAUGACCUACCUGUCCCAAUUCCCCAAAGCAAAGCUGAAGCCCGGAGCUCCUCUCAGGCCCAAACAGCUUUUCCCAAACAAGGCCAAAGCCUACGGACCUGGCAUCGAGCCUCAUGGCAACAAGGUUCUGCACCCUGCUGUGUUCACUGUGGAAACCCUGGAAGCCGGCAGCGGUGAGGUCCUGGUCUAUGUGGAGGAUCCUGAGGGACACAAGGAGGAGGCUAAGGUUAAACCCAACAAGGACAAGAACAGAACCUACACUGUCACCUAUAUUCCUAAAGUUGAGGGUGUUCACAAGGUUAAAGUGCUGUUUGCUGGUCAGGACAUUGACAAGAGCCCCUACACAGUGAACGUAGCAAAGGACAUGGGCGACCCCAGCAAAGUCCACGCCAGGGGACCUGGUCUUGAUGCUACUGGCAACAUAGCUAACAAACCCACCUACUUUGACAUCUACACAGCUGGUGCUGGCAAUGGCGACGUCAGUGUGGUAAUCGUCGAUCCUCAGGGCAAAAAGGACACAGUGGAGCUCAUCCUGGAGAAUAAGGGCGACAGUGUUUUCCGUUGCACCUAUCGUCCCAUGCAAGAAGGGCCUCACACCAUCCACGUAUUGUUCGCAGGCCAGGAGAUCCCCAAGAGUCCUUUCACUGUCAACAUUGCAGAGGCAAUGAACCCAAAUGCCUGCAGAGCUACAGGCAGAGGCCUUCAGCCUAAAGGCGUGAGAGUAAAGGAGGUUGCAGACUUCAAAGUUUUCACCAAGGGAGCUGGCAGUGGAUCGCUGAGCGUCUCAGUCAAAGGACCAACUGGUGCAGAGGAGAAAGUGAAAGUACGAGAUGCAGGAGACGGUGUGUAUGAAUGUGAAUAUUACCCCCUUAAGCCUGGCAAAUACACAGUCAGCAUCACCUGGGGAGGCCAGCCCAUCCCACGCAGCCCUUUCGAAGUGGAGGUGGGUGCAGAGGCAGGUUUUCAGAAGGUGAGGGCCUGGGGUCCUGGACUGAAGACUGGCAUGGUGGGAAAAUCUGCUGACUUUGUUGUAGAGGCCAUCGGCACUGAAGUUGGAACUCUAGGCUUCUCCAUCGAAGGCCCAUCACAGGCUAAAAUUGAGUGUGAUGAUAAGGGUGAUGGCUCCUGUGAUGUGCGCUAUUGGCCCACUGAGCCCGGUGACUAUGCUGUCCAUGUCAUUUGUGAUGACGAGGACAUCAAGGACAGUCCCUUCAUGGCCCACAUCCUUCCUGCAGUCAAUGACUGCUUCCCUGAGAAGGUGAAAGCAUACGGUCCAGGCCUGCAGCCAACUGGCGUCAUUGUGAACAAACCAACUGAAUUUACCAUCGAUGCCCGCAUGGCCGGGAAGGGUCACCUCAAGAUUUACGCACAGGACGCUGAAGGCUGCACCAUCAACAUCAAGAUCACUGACAAGGGAGACGGCACAUUUCUGUGUGUGUACACCCCUGUCAAGUCCAUUAAACACACCAUCAUUAUCUCCUGGGGGGACGUCAACGUGCCCAACAGCCCCUUCAGGGUGCUGGUUGGAGAGGGAUGUCAUCCAGACAAAGUCAAGGUCUAUGGGCCUGGAGUGGAAAAGACGGGGCUUAAGGCUAACGAGCCAACAUACUUCACAGUGGACUGCAGCGAGGCCGGUCAAGGGGACAUCAGCAUUGGAAUCAAGUGUGCCCCGGGGGUGGUUGGCCCUGCCGAGGCAGACAUCGACUUUGACAUCAUCAAGAAUGACAAUGACACCUUCACUGUCAAGUACACUCCCCCCGCUGCAGGCCGAUACACCAUCAUGGUGCUGUUUGCUGACCAGGAAAUUCCCAUCAGUCCAUUUAAAGUCAAGGUGGAUCCUUCCCAUGAUGCUGGUAAGGUGAGAGCAGAGGGCCCCGGACUCAACAAAACAGGAGUGGAGGUGGGCACUCCAACCCACUUCACCAUCUACACAAAGGGAGCCGGCAAGGCCAAGCCUGAGGUACAUUUCACAGCAUCAGGCCCAGGAGAGGCGGUUCGUGACUUUGAGAUCAUCGAUAACCACGAUUACUCCUACACUGUCAAGUACACGGCUCUUCAACAGGGUAACAUGGCAAUUUCAGUCACACACGGAGGAGAUCCCAUUCCCAAGAGCCCCUUCCACAUCACAGUGGCACCCCCUCUGGAUAUUGGGAAGGUGAAAGUGGAGGGAUUAGACACCAAAGUGGAGGUUGGAAAGGAUCAGGAGUUCACAGUCAACACAAAGGGCGCCGGUGGGCAAGGCAAUGUGGGUGUUAAGAUGACCUCCCCCUCUGGCCGGCCAAUCCCAUGCAAGCUGGAAUCAGACAAAGCCAAAGGCACUCACGGUGUGAAGUAUAUUCCCCCAGAGGAGGGGCAGUACAAGGUUGAUGUCAGCUAUGAUGGCAACCCGGUGAUGGGAAGCCCCUUUGGGGUUGAAGCAGUGAUGCCUGCUGAUCCUUCAAAGGUGAGAGCCUAUGGCCCAGGCCUGAAGGGAGGCAUUGUGGGUAAACCAGCUCCAUUCACUAUUGACACAAAGGGAGCUGGUGCAGGCGGGCUGGGCCUGACUGUGGAGGGUCCCUGCGAGGCAAAGAUCGAGUGCCAGGACAAUGGUGAUGGCACAUGCUCAGUGUUUUACCUGCCCACCGAGGCCGGGGAGUAUGCCAUCAACAUUCUGUUUGCCGAGAAGCACAUUCCCGGCUCUCCCUUCAAGGCUGCUGUGCGCCCAGCCCUGGACCCCAGCAAGGUGACGGCUUUCGGGCCGGGCCUGGAGAAGGCCAAGGCGGGCGAACCGGCGACCUUCACUGUGGACUGCACCCGUGCAGGCGACGCUGAGCUCACCAUUGAGAUUGUGUCAGAGACCGGGGUGAAGGCUGAAGUGCACAUCCAGAAAACAGCAGAGGGGACCUUCUCCGUUACAUACAUCCCAUCCUUCCACGGCUCACACACCAUCACGAUCAAAUAUGGCGGCCAGAUGAUUCCCCAGUUUCCCAAGGUCCUGCAGGUUGAGCCCUCUGUGGACACCAGCGGCGUGCAUGUCUAUGGACCAGGAGUGGAGCCCAGAGGGGUCCUCAGAGAAGUCACAACCCACUUCAUCGUUGAUGCUCGCGCCCUCAACAAGGUUGGAGGAAAUCAUGUGAAGGUUCACAUUAUCAGCCCCUCCGGCACCAACACAGACUCCUACAUCACUGACAAGGGAGACGGCACCUACAGAGUGGAGUACACUGCAUUCGAGGAUGGAAUGCAUCUGAUUGAGGUGCAUUAUGACGAGGCGCCUGUUCCCAAGAGUCCUUUCAGAGUGUCUGUGGUGGAGGGGUGCGAUCCAACCAGGGUUCGCGCUUAUGGACCAGGUCUGGAGGGAGGGAUUACCAACAAGCCUAACUACUUCACUGUGGAGACCAGGGGAGCUGGUACAGGAGGUCUGGGCCUGACCAUUGAGGGAGCCUCUGAGGCUAAAAUAUCCUGCAAGGACAAUAAAGAUGGCAGCUGCAGUGUGGAGUACAUUCCCUACACUCCUGGAGACUAUGAUGUCAACAUUAACUACGGAGGCCACCCGAUCCCAGGCAGUCCCUUCCGUGUACCAGUGAAGGACCCUGUGGACCCCAGCAAGGUGAAGUGCUCAGGUCCAGGACUGGGCACCGGAGUGAGAGCUCAUGUUCCUCAGACCUUCACAGUAGACUGUACCAAGGCUGGACAGGCUCCACUGGACGUCAAACUCUAUGGACCAACAGGUACUGUGGAGCCAGUUGGUGUGAAGAACAAUGGCGAUGGCACCCACACAGUUCACUACACCCCAGCCCAGGAUGGCCCUUACACUGUCGCUGUCAAAUAUGCAGAUCAGGAAGUCCCACACAGUCCAUUCAAGGUAAUGUCUCAGCCUGGGCAUGACGCCAGCAAGGUACGCGCCAGUGGCCCUGGUCUAGACACAAAAGGUGUGUCUGCGAGCCUGCCAGUUGAGUUCACCAUUGAUGCUCGUGACGCCGGAGAGGGACUGCUCACUGUGCAGAUUCUGGACCCAGAGGGCAAGCCAAAGAAUGCAACCAUCCAGGACAACAGGGACGGCACCUACACUGUCUCCUAUGUGCCUGACUCUACAGGCCCCUAUACUAUCACCAUUAAAUAUGGAGGAGAUGAGAUCCCUUACUCCCCAUACCGCAUCCAGUCCCUGCCCACAGGAGACGCCAGCAAAUGUCGCCUCACAGUUUCUAUUGGAGGACACGGCGUGUCAAGCCUUCAGAAGCUGCAGACCUCCGAGGACACGGUCAUCACAGUGGAUGCAAAGGCGGCAGGGAAAGGCAAGGUGACCUGUAAGGUGCAGACCCCACAAGGGAUGGAGCUGGACAUGGAUGUGGUGGAAAAUCGUGAUGGGACCUUUGACAUUUACUACACAGCCCCUGAGCCUGGGAAAUAUGUUAUCACCAUCCGCUUUGGGGGACAGAACAUCCCCAAGAGUCCCUUCCAUGUGGUGGCCACAAAUGAGCCAGUUGUUCCGCGCGAUACUGUGGAUCCUCUCUUCCGGCCCGUUAACUUCCUCGUCCCCUUCACGCCACAGCAAGGAGAAAUCACAGGUGAGGUGCGGAUGCCUUCGGGCAAGACUGCCCGCCCGCAUAUCACUGACAAUAAGGAUGGCACCAUCACAAUCAAGUACCAGCCCACAGAGAGAGGUCUGCACGAGAUGGACAUCAAAUAUGAAGGCAACCACAUUCCAGGAAGCCCUCUGCAGUUCUUUGUGGAUGCUGUGAACAGCGGAGUGGUGACUGCUUAUGGUCCAGGUCUGAGUUACGGCAUGGUCAACAAGGCUGCUACUUUCACCGUUGUUACCAAGAAUGCAGGAGAAGGUGGUCUGUCACUGGCAGUGGAGGGUCCCUCUAAGGCCGAGAUCACCUGCAAGGACAACAAAGACGGUACCUGUACUGUGUCCUACCUGCCCACAGCUCCAGGAGACUACAACAUCAUCGUCAAGUUUGACAACAAGCACAUUCCUGGCAGUCCCUUUACUGCUAAGAUCACUGGGGACGAUGCCAUAACCAGGACAUCCCAGCUGAAUGUCGGAACAGCAGCUGACGUGUCCCUGAAGAUUGCAGAGACUGAUCUGAGCUCCCUGACUGCCAGUAUCAGAGCACCAUCAGGCAAUGAGGAACCCUGCCUGCUCAAGAGGCUGCCCAACAGACACCUCGGUAUUUCUUUCACCCCUAAGGAGGUCGGCGAGCACGAAGUGAGCGUGAGGAAGAACGGCGUGCAUGUGGCCAACAGCCCUUUUAAAAUCAUGGUCGGCCAGUCAGAGAUCGGCGAGGCCAGCAGAGUGAAGGCUUUCGGUAAAGGCCUGGUGGAGGCACACACUUUCGAGAUGGCUGAGUUCUUUGUGGAUACAAGGAAUGCAGGUUAUGGAGGUCUAGCAUUGUCAAUCGAAGGUCCGAGCAAAGUGGAUAUCAACUGUGAAGAUAUGGAGGACGGGACAUGCAGAGUCACUUACUGUCCAACAGAACCUGGAAAUUACACUGUUAACAUCAAGUUUGCUGAAAAACAUAUUCCAGGAAGUCCUUUCACAGUAAAGGUGACCGGAGAAGGAAGGAUGAAGGAGAGUAUCACUAGAAAGAGACAGGCCUCUUCUAUUGCUUCAGUGGGCAGCACAUGCGGCCUUAACCUCAAGAUCCCAGGAAACUGGUUCCAGAUGGUUUCAGCUCAGGAGAGACUGACCAGGACAUUCACCCGCAGCAGCCACACGUACACCCGCACAGAGCGCACGGAGAUCAGCAAAACCCGCGGCGGGGAGACCAAAAGGGAAGUGCGAGUGGAGGAGAGCACCCAGGUGGGCGGAGGAGGAAGCCCCUUCAGAGAUGUGUUUGGAGACUUUCUGGGCAGAGAGUCUCUCAGCAGCUUCGCUGGCAUCACUGCCAGACCUGAGGUUGAGAGUGGCUCUCAGACCAUGACGGCUCAGGUGACCAGCCCCAGUGGGAAAACAGUGGAUGCUGACAUCGUGGAUGGUGGGAGCAGCACCUACAGCGUGCGCUUCAUCCCCCAUGAAAUGGGAGCCCACACUGUCAACGUCAAGUACAGGGGCCAGCACGUCCCUGGUAGCCCCUUCCAGUUUACUGUGGGGCCCAUGGGGGAAGGAGGAGCGCACAAGGUCCGCGCAGGUGGACCUGGUCUGGAAAGAGGCGUGGCUGGAGCACCAUCUGAAUUUAGUAUCUGGACCAGAGAGGCAGGUGCUGGCGGUCUGUCUAUCGCUGUAGAAGGCCCCAGCAAGGCUGAAAUCUCAUUUGAGGACAGGAAAGAUGGCUCCUGCGGCGUCUCUUACAUAGUGAAAGAACCAGGUGACUACGAGGUGUCAAUCAAGUUCAACAAUGAGCACAUCCCUGACAGCCCAUUCAUCGUUCCGAUUGCUACACUGUCAGACGAGGCCCGCAGGCUCACUGUCACAAGCCUUCAGGAGAAGGACUUGAAGGUAAACCAAGAGGCAUCCUUCAUGGUGCAGCGCAGUGGUGCUCGAGGGGUGGUUGAUGCCAAAGUCCACACUCCCUCUGGCUCUUCUGAGGAAUGCUAUGUCACUGAGCUCGACAGCGACAAGAGUGCGAUCCGCUUCAUUCCACGGGAGAACGGAGUUCACUCCAUAGAUGUCAAGUUCAAUGGAUGCCACAUUCCUGGGAGCCCAUUUAACGUGCGAGUGGGAGACCCAGGGCUGGCUGGAGACCCAGGCAUGGUGACAGCACAUGGCCCUGGACUGCAGGGAGGAACCACAGGUGUAUCCUCAGAGUUUGUGGUCAACACCUGUAACGCAGGCUCCGCCACUCUAUCGGUCAACAUCGACGGCCCGUCCAAGGUCAAGAUGGACUGCCGGGAGUGUCCUGAAGGCUACAAGAUCACCUAUACGCCCAUGGCGCCUGGCAACUAUCUCAUCACUAUCAAAUACGGAGGACCACAGCACAUAGUGGGCAGCCCCUUCAAAGCCAAAAUCACAGGCGCCCGGCUGUCAGGGGGACACAGCCUCCACGAGACCUCCUCCGUCCUGGUGGAAACAGUCACCAAGACCUCCAAAGUGGGCGGUGCCUACAGCUCCAGCUCCUCCUCUUCCACCACCUCUUCAAAACUGACAUCUGAUGCCAGCAAGGUGGUUUGUCGUGGAGCGGGGCUGUCCAAGGCUGUGGUCGGACAGAAAAACAAUUUUACAGUUGACUGCAGCAAAGCAGGUACCAACAUGCUGAUGGUGGGCGUGCACGGACCCCAUGCCCCUUGCGAAGAGGUGUACGUCAAGCACAUGGGCAACAAGCUCUACAAUGUCACCUACACCGUCAAGGACAUGGGCAGCUACACCGUCAUCGUCAAAUGGGGUGACGACAAUGUCCCUGGGAGCCCUUACAAAAUGGUUGUAGCCUAAAAAAAAACUGUUCCAGUGCCCCUGUCCCUUCUCCUCCACUGACCCACCACCUGUUUCCCAUCAUGUGCACGCAUCAAUCAAACAACCCAGUACUUCUGCUCCGGCGCUGCUCUUCGCUCCUCAACGGAUUACAAAAUACUCAACAUGCACUAAAACCUGCACGGACAUUUGCUCACAGUUUUCUUCAUGACAGAAUAUCUAUUGUGCCAAAGUUUUUUAUUAACUCCAGAAAUCACAUUUACAACCAUGCAACCAUUCAGAGUGACGUAAAGGCAAACAGGGUGGUUGACGAGUCUUUGAGUGAUGUUUUGCUCGGUCCAUGAAUCUUCCUCUCUCCGUGCUGUUGUGUUGUAAACGGAUUGCAUCAUACAUGAAUGUUCAGAGACGUCGGAGUAAUCAGCAGUAUCAAAGCGUGGUGCAAUAUGGUUUUGUAUGGUUUAAGAAUGAGAUAUUGACUUUGUUUUGUUAUAUUAACCUAUUUUUGGUAAGUCUUUGCAGACCUAAUAAAGAUUGAAUCGCUAACUUUCCAAACGGAAGCCUCUGAAUUUAUUUGAUUUCUCACAGUGCUCGCAGACCCUUCGCCUGUUCAGCAGGAGGCAUUUCUUACUUUUUAGAUUUUCAUAGUUUCAUCAUGCAGCUAUUUUCUGACCACUGCUGGUUCCUCUGUUUGAGCAGCUGUCAGGGUAUCUUCUCUUGAUCACAGUCUCUCUGCUGCCAGCAUCUAAUGGAUGGUAGAUCUCCAGGCUUUUAAUAUAUGUGAAUCUCCUACAGCCUUUUCUUUACCUACAGCAUCAAAAUUAACAUUACUGAUUAGUAUUACACUGAUGAAUCAAUCGGAUAAUCUUCCACACCUCUCAUUUACAUCCUGUACUUGUCCAGAUGCAAUCACAAGAUGGCAGCAUAGUCAAACUCUGCUCUAUAUCUGCGUCUCCACCUAAUACGCCAGCACCAAAUCUCCAUUGUUCCCAGUGAAGAUUAACUACUCCAUCCUUAACACAAGGGAGCCUGCGGAGCAUAGAAACCAGAGGCAUCAGCUUCCAUUGUGUGUGUAAUUAAUCCUGUUGGAUCAGAGAUGGAACACAAGUGGUUUCUGUUGUGGCAUCCUCGUGGGGUGGGGAGAGACCCUGCUGAGGCACAAAUCAACCAGAAAGAAGGGAGUUUCAGCCUCUCCCCUGUGUGUGUUCCCCCCUGCAUAUGUGUGCGUGUCUCCUCCGCGGCCUUGUGCAUGUGUUCUCUAUGUCCUCUGCGUGGUCUACAGGCCUCGGUCCCACAGUGAGUCAACCACCCAGCCUCCACAAGCUGACACACACCACCAGCACCAGUACCAUUCUUCACAGAGAGGGGCCUAUAAUUAGGUGCUAAUUUUCUCUGGUUCCACUGUGACACGAUGCUGGGGGCCAUGGCGAGGCAAGACAGAGCGAGCUGGUGCAUUUGAUGAACAGUGGCGAGAGCUCGACUCCGGACCAUCUGGCCAAGUGGCUGGCGCUGCCCGCUGCUGCCCAUGCUGCCCAUGCUGACGUUGGGACCUGGGCAGGGCCCACCCACGUCAGCCUGCUCCUCCGGACCGGGACCCAGGCGUCUGUCCACCACAACAUGUUUAUCUCGAGUGGUUG
Molecule: messenger RNA, 10201 nt
Organism: Epinephelus moara (kelp grouper)
Lineage: Eukaryota; Metazoa; Chordata; Actinopteri; Perciformes; Serranidae
Product: filamin-C-like
Exons: 46
Coding region: 465-8588 (2707 amino acids)
Biological process (GO): actin cytoskeleton organization
Molecular function (GO): actin filament binding
Source: RefSeq, a predicted model, not a curated record